Cornus florida is the source of this 1381-nucleotide messenger RNA. RefSeq names its product triacylglycerol lipase 2-like. Gene Ontology annotation, molecular function: hydrolase activity, acting on ester bonds. The transcript is spliced from 9 exons. Lineage: Eukaryota; Viridiplantae; Streptophyta; Magnoliopsida; Cornales; Cornaceae. The record is from RefSeq and is a predicted model, not a curated record. Gene Ontology annotation, biological process: lipid metabolic process. Bases 1 to 1200 code for a protein of 399 amino acids.
AUGGCAAACAAACUAAUUCUUGUAGUUCUGUUCUUUCUCUCAGCAGCCGAAGCAAGAAAAAGACUAUACUCAGUAAAUGGUAUUUGCAAAUCAAUGGUGGAGACACAAGGCUAUGAUUGCGAAGAGCAUACAGUAACAACACAAGAUGGUUAUAUUCUUAGCAUGCAGAGGAUUCCAGUAGGAAGGUCCAGCAAGAAACCAGACAAGCCACCUGUUCUUCUACAACAUGGGCUCUUGAUGGUGAAAGUUAUGGUGUUAUUGCAGGAUGGGAUAACAUGGCUAUUGAAUUCUCCACAAGAGUCUUUAGCAUUCAUCUUGGCCGAUAAUGGAUUCGAUGUUUGGCUAGCCAACAGCCGUGGGACAAAUUAUAGCCGUGGACAUACUUCACUCAGUCCCAAUGAUCCGGCUUAUUGGGAUUGGUCAUGGGAUGAACUAGUCGCUUAUGAUCUACCGUCUUCAUUCCAGUAUGUUCAUGAUCAGACAGGUCAGAAACUGCACUAUGUUGGCCAUUCCUUGGGAACAUUGAUUGCUUUUGCUGCAUUUUCCCAAGAGAAGCUGCUAAACAUGUUAAGAGCAGCUGCCUUGCUUAGCCCUAUUGCUUAUCUAGGUCAGGUGCCGUCACCUCUUGCAAGAGGUGCUGCUGAAGCUUUUGUGGCUGAAGACUUGUACUGGUUGGGUCUCAAUGAAUUUGCUCCCAGAGGGGAGGCUGUCGCGAAACUUCUGGAAGAUAUCUGCAAUAAACCGAACAAUAAUUGCACUGACCUAAUUACUUCUUUAACAGGCCAGAAUUGCUGCCUGAAUUCUUCUAGAACAGAUGUUUUUCUCGAUCAUGAACCUCAGUCAACAGCAACAAAGAACAUGGUCCAUCUAGCUCAGAUGAUUAGAGGAGGGAGCAUAGCAAUGUAUAAUUAUGGGAGUGAAGAUGAGAACAACAAACACUAUGGACAGCCGACUCCUCCUUUGUACAACAUGUCAAGCAUCCCCAAUGACCUUCCUCUCUUCCUCAGCUACGGAGGGCAGGACUGGCUUUCGGAUGUGAAUGAUGUGCAGACACUGCUGCUAGGCAGUCUCAAAGACCAUGAUGCUGAUAAGCUCGUGGUACAAUUUAGGGAGGACUAUGCACACGCCGAUUUUGUGAUGGCUGUAAAUGCCAAUCAAGUUGUGUAUGAUCCUCUCAUGGCCUUCUUCAACCUACAGUAAUCAAGCGAGCUCGUGAAUAUGAAUAUAUCUAUACAUAUUCAAGCGAUCUUGAAAUUAUUUUUGAUGUUACAGUGCUAGCUUCUGUGCUACUCCGCUCAACAGUGCUCGACAGUGAACUUGCGGCUAUCUCAUUUGACGAGAUAGCCAAAUGGAUCAUCCUAAAUGGACUUGAAUUUGUGUG